Messenger RNA from Xyrichtys novacula (pearly razorfish), 6002 nucleotides. The record is from the annotation of a GenBank genome assembly. NCBI's taxonomy places the organism in Eukaryota, Metazoa, Chordata, Actinopteri, Labriformes, Labridae.
GAGGGGUCCUGAUGAUCCCUCCCGUAAACACGUGUGCAGCUGCUGUAACCAUGGCGGACCUACAGAUGAAACUACUGCGCAAGAAAAUCCAGAAAAGAAACGAAAAAACUAAAGAGAGAAAACUGUUAAAGAAGCGGAAAGAAGAAGAAGAGGAGGAGGAGACAGGUAGGUUUUAUUAAAAUACAAAUAAACUCUUUUAUUUAGUUGUUACAUGUUUUUAUGAAGAGGUUAAGAACCCAACAUGCCAAGCUAGCUUCAUUUAGCUCAUCACGGCAUGAUCUCAAAGUAAUGAUUAAUCGAUUCAGCGCAGAUCAAACGUUUAAGUCUAGACAAACAUUAGCUGAUCGUUGUUAUUAACCCGAGACUGUUGUUUGUUUCUGUUCCGUCAAAUUACUGAGUUUUACGAGAGUUUGGUAAACAUUUAGCCAGUUAGCACUGAUACACAGUCAGAUUUACAAAUUUAUGCUUUAAUCUGACACUCAGCCAAACUAAGCUAAAGUCUGGCCAUCUGUAUCAAACCAAAACAUAAUAAUGUAUUUUAUUCAUCAGAUCUUAUUCCCUGUUGUUUAAUCCUGUGUCACAUGUCUGACUGUGUUUGACAGUGGGCUCUAACGGGUUAAAUGAAGAAUCCUCUGAGGACACAGACUCUGUUAACAAGACAGAAAACCAGCCCACUGAAGAACCAGCUGAGGAGACCACAACAGCAGAAGAAACAACACUGAAGAAGAAGAAGAAAAAGAAAAGAAAACUCACCAACACCAACGAAUCACCAGGUAACAAAGAGAGACUUCCACAAAUAUGAAUUCGAACAUCUGCAGAUUUGUUUACUGAUGGAAAUUAAAACAUUUUAAACUUUUAUUACAGCUGAAAAGAAAACCAAAACAGGUGAAGACGACGAAGAAGAGGAGGGAACAACUGUAGCAGACGAUGUCACUGAUAAACCAGAGGAGGAUGAAGAGGAAGAAGAUAAAGAUGAGGAAGAGGAAGAUCUACCUGAAUUACCAUCUGGACUCACAGGUACUGAAGACGUGAAUGACGGUUUGAAUUUGUAUGAGUGGUUGUCCCGCAGAUAAAUGUGAUUCUAGGUCAGUAAACUAUUAAAAAAGCUGUGCAAUUAUAGUGUUCAAUAUUCUGCUACCUGCUGGAAGAGAGGAGGUGAGUUGUGUUUAGUCUCUUUGCUAAAGAAAUGAGUCAAAGUUAAAAAGAUGUUUGGUGGCUAGUACUAUGGCUGGGACCCUAUAUGUCCUGUUGAUGAAGUUAGGUGCUGUUCUGAGCAUUAUUUGUGGCUAUAGAGUGGCGUUUUGGUUUAGCGCGUGGCUCUCUGUAUUGCUAUCCUGCGGUCGUUACUAAAGUUGGAAUAACUAGAGAAGCAAGCAGUCGGCAACAUUCAUCUCUCGACGGGGUGUCUAACUCAGUGUUAUUGUGUGUUUGACCUUAACUUAAUUUUACACCGGAAUAUCCCUUUUAAAGAAGCUAAAAUAACACUACUUUUGUGUUGCCUUUAUGUGUUGCCCUUUCAGUGUGUCCAUCAUGAAACGGGUGUCAGCUAAGGCAAACAGAAUGACUUGUUGUUGUCUUUUGGGGAUCGACAGUGACUCUCCUGACAGGUUCAACUACAAGGACACGCUCCGUUUUAAACCAAACUGUCAUCUUUUCACUGUAGUUUAAUUAUCCUCAUAAUGACCUCUCUUUAAUCUGAAUCUAAUUACUGGGAAGUUUUGCACCAAUCAGUUCCUGUUAAAUCGUUUUCAGGAGCGUUUGAGGACACGUCGUUCGCCUCUCUUGCCGAGCUGGUGAGCGAGAACACGCUGAAAGCCGUGAAGGACAUGGGGUUCGAACACAUGACUGAGAUCCAGCAUAAAAGUAUCCGCCCCCUCCUGGAGGGAAGGUGAGACCAGAACUGUCUCUUUAAAAAACUCUUUGUAACUGUCAUACUUUGUAACUUUUGAUAUUCAGAAUCGUCUCUUAAUAUUUUGUAGGGAUGUUCUGGCCGCUGCAAAGACAGGGAGCGGUAAAACUCUGGCCUUCCUCAUCCCGUCUAUAGAGCUCAUCUACAAACUCAAGUUCAUGCCCAGGAAUGGUAAGACUCUGAUUAUUCUCCAGACACCGUUUUCUCUUUCAGUGAAAUAAUGAAAUAAACUCUGUGAAAUCCUCUGAGUCUGAUCUCCUCCUCCUCCUCUUCCUGUCAGGUACCGGCGUGGUGAUCCUGUCGCCCACUCGUGAGUUGGCAAUGCAGACAUAUGGCGUGAUGAAGGAGCUGAUGGCACACCACGUGCACACCUACGGUCUGAUCAUGGGCGGCAGCAACCGCUCUGCUGAGGCUCAAAAACUCGCCAACGGAGUCAACAUCCUGGUGGCCACACCUGGCCGUCUGCUCGACCACUUACAGGUGAGAAUAGCUUCACCUUAUUUGGGUUCUCAAAGAUAAAAACUACAGAUCCCGUUUUACUUCUGCACUCUCACUGUUUGUGGUUUCACUGCUUGUUUUCAUUAUGUAGACAGACACGCUCUAACGCUGAAACGUUGUGCUUUCAGAAUACUCCUGGCUUCAUGUUUAAGAACCUGCAGUGUCUGAUUAUCGAUGAAGCCGAUCGUAUCCUGGAGGUGGGCUUCGAGGAGGAGCUGAAACAGAUCAUCAAACUGCUGCCCAGUAUGUUUCUGAUCUUCGUCUCCCUGACCUUAUGCUUCAAAAACACAUCUCUAUCUAUCUCCAGUUUCUAGAUCCAGCUCUCCAAAACCUGUAGUAAUAUUAUCUUCCUUUGUCUCCUCCAGAGAAGAGACAGACGAUGCUGUUUUCAGCCACUCAGACCCGUAAGGUGGAGGACUUGGCUCGGAUCUCCCUGAAGAAGGAGCCUCUGUAUGUGGGUGUGGAUGAUAACAAGGACAAUGCCACCGUGGACGGUCUGGAGCAGGUCAGCUUCAUUUGUCAGAUUUAUCAACUUUAACCUGAAGAUCUUUCAGCUCUGAAGGCGUGUGAAACGUACAUGAACUGAUCCGUUUCCUGUUUCAGGGUUAUGUGGUGUGUCCGUCAGAGAAACGCUUCCUGCUGCUCUUCACUUUCCUGAAGAAGAACCGAAAGAAGAAGCUGAUGGUCUUCUUCUCCUCCUGCAUGUCGGUGAAAUAUCACUAUGAGCUCCUCAACUACAUCGACCUUCCUGUGAUGGCCAUCCAUGUAAGACACCUCAACAAGGGUUCAGCAGAUUUUAUGUUUCCGUCAAAAUGCAGAUACAGUUUAUGAAGCAUUGACAGUCUGCAAACAAGAGGAAAAAAGAUUAGAUGAUUUAAGUUUGUCAAAAUGUUGCCUCAAAUUGAUAAAAUAAAGGGUGAUUUGUUGACAGUGGGCACCAAUGUUUGUGAGGUGGUGAAUGUGGUGAAUGGCAACCCUGAAAAUGUGCAGGAGCCCACCCUGUAUUGACGUAUAUUUGUAAGCACUUCAAACAAGAAGCAGCGUUCUCCUCUGAGAUGCUGCAGAGCCAGCUGCCGUAAAUUUGAACCUUCUCUCUUUCCGUCUUUCAGGGUAAACAGAAGCAGACCAAACGUACCACCACCUUCUUCCAGUUCUGCAACGCUGACUCUGGGAUCCUGCUGUGUACCGACGUGGCCGCUCGAGGACUCGACAUCCCUGAGGUGGACUGGAUCGUCCAGUAUGACCCUCCAGAUGAUCCCAAGGUAUCAACACUAUGCCUUAAGUGACUUGGUUAAUAUGGAUUUCGCUGCUGGAUUUCAGUCAAACUCGUACAGAAUUCACUGCAAGUCUUGACUUUUGCAUCCACAGGAGUACAUCCACAGGGUUGGCCGAACAGCCAGAGGCAUCAACGGCAGAGGCCACGCCCUCCUCAUCCUCCGACCAGAGGAGCUCGGCUUCCUUCGAUUCCUUAAACAGGCCAAGGUAGAUGACACGAUGGAUUUUCCUUCUUUUCCCUGUCUUUGCAGCGCUUGAUAUCGACUUGAAAGUUAAUUUGAGAUGAGUCUGGCUUCUCUUCACAUUUCUCUUUCUUCAUAUUUUUAAGGUCCCGUUGAGCGAGUUUGAAUUUUCCUGGAGUAAAGUCUCUGAUAUCCAGUCUCAGGUAUGAAAUCCACUCUACCUGUUAAUAUUCAGAGAUGUCUGUGAGAGCGUAUGUCUCAUUCGUACCUGUUUGUUGUUCCUCAGCUGGAGAAGCUGAUCGAGAAGAACUACUAUCUCCACAAGUCGGCUCAGGAAGCCUACAAGUCCUACGUGAGGGCUUACGACUCCCACUCGCUCAAACAGAUCUACAGCGUCAACACUCUCAACCUCCCCAUGGUGGCGCUGUCAUUCGGCUUCAAAGUUCCUCCAUAUGUGGAUCUGAGUAUCCUUUACCUGUGUGUCUACAGAACCAGAGUCUUAAGGGUCAUAUAUAAUUUUACUCUCCAAACUCUGAAACUAACUGUCCUGUUUAUAUUUUAUUUCUUUAACCCUACAAAUGGAUUAGUUGAAUAUAAUUGGUUAAUUUUGAUGUACGAUUUCAGUCACCACAGUUGUUUCCUUGACUGAAUCUCCUCUCCAGACGUCCACAGCAGUAAAGGUGUGAAGAUGCAGAAGCGAGGAGGCGGAGGCGGUUUUGGAUACCAGAAGUCAAACUUCCACAAAUCCAAAGUCUUCAAACACGUGAACAAAGGAAAAGGCGACAAGAGGCAAUUUUCCCGUUGAAACGUUAGGAAAUCUAACUCCUCCUGGACUGAUUGAUCCUCUGAACCUGCUCCGAUCAUGUAUAGACCCUUUUUUCAGCCUGUGAGAUGUUUAAAUGUUUCCUGUAAAUGUCAAACAAUGUUGAGAUCUCCACUGACCUCUCUCCAACUUUCCAUAAUCUCAUUUAUUAAUUCCCUCUGAUAUUAAAUCUAUAUUAACUUUGAGCCCGUAGAGUCUGCUUUAUUUGAAAAAUUUUCAUGAGUACUACCCGUAGACUGUAUAUACUAUGGACAACUUGGUUCCACCUUCCACCAGUACAUGGAUUUGAAGCCAAAAAAAGCUCUCGGUAAUUCUGGGAUUUCUCUCCAUUUCCUGAAACCACCACUUGUGCAGUAGCAUUGUACACAUUCGGAGGGAGAGUCGCUGUGAUGACGCUCGACUCAAACAGCGUAUCCUCUGGGUGAGCUACGCAAUCUUUGUAUGCUCAUAGGCUGUGUCAGGUGUCAAUCAAAGAAAACAUGAACCACCUAAUAACUUUUAAAAAUAGAGCUGUACAGAAAAAAGAGGACUUGAGCACAAACCAGUCUGACAGUAACUACAUGUCAACAUUACAACCAGGGGGAGAAACAUUUAUAUUCUGUGUCAUUAAUUUAUAGUUUGUCUACAGCUCCAUAAACUAUACUGCAGCCUGUCACCAGAGGGUGCUAUUGCAGAUAGCAGUGGCUUCACCUAGCAAGGAGGCAGACGGCCUCCAUUCUAUAUACAGUCUAUGGCAGUGGUUCUCAAGUCCAGUCCUCGAGGCCCACUGUCCUGCAUGUUUUGGAUGUUUCCCUGCUCCAGCACACCUGAUCAAAUGAUUAGCUUGUUAGUAAGCCAUUACAGAGCUUGAUAACGAGCUAAUCAUUUGAGUCAAGUGGGUUGGAGCAGGGAAACAUCCAAAACAUGCAGGAUGGGGGGGCUCGAGGACUGGAUUUGCGAACUACUGAUCUAUGGUACUACCCAACCACCCCUGUCCUCAGGGGUGAUCCCCACUGUCAACCCACCACUGAAACAAUUACAUUGAAUUUUUUCCAAAUAAUUCAAAUUCACAAAAUGCAAGACACAGUCAUCUAAUGUAAACACUGCGAUAUGUUCUCUUUUAGAUAACACAUGAACAAACCCUAAUUUUCUGUGCCCAUAUGGUAUGCUUAGUAUUUUUUGUUUCUUGACCUGCCGUUUGCCUAGUCAUCCCCUCUGUUUAUUUUUGUUUGCUGCUUCCUCGUCCACUUCACUAUUCAAUACAACAUCGUGUUUCUGUACGUCUCAUUUCUGUACAUUUUUCAUAAAAAUAUUUAAAAAAUAAAAAGACUGUCAA